AUGCUACAUGGCCAAAGUCUGAGCAACUGGGCUUUCCUGAGCUAUGCCGACUUGCAAUCCCGACCGUGCGAUGUUUUUUAUUUUAUUUUUAUUCAAUUCUUUUUCUUCCUGUUCCUCAUAGAGUUGCAUGCUGGUGAACUAAUUCCCAAGUGCGUGCUCCGUGCUGCCGCACAGUCGCAGAACCUGGAGGAGUGGAGGAGAACCAAAUUCGACAGCAGCUCCUUGCUUGAGAUCGGACGACCCUGCCGCCCGCCAAUGCCUGUCGCGGAGAAAACAGAUGCCAAAUCAACCAAGAAAGUCGAUCUAUACUCAAAAGAGAAGCAAUCUCGUUUCCAAGGAGAAAAGAAAAUGACAGGCUGA
Messenger RNA from Pyricularia oryzae 70-15, 360 nucleotides. RefSeq lists its product as uncharacterized. The transcript has 4 exons. The record is from RefSeq and is a predicted model, not a curated record. Bases 1 to 360 code for a protein of 119 amino acids. Lineage: Eukaryota; Fungi; Ascomycota; Sordariomycetes; Magnaporthales; Pyriculariaceae.